UUUUGUAUUAUUUAAAAUUUUCUCCGUAAUUUUCCCUCAAAUCAAACUCAAAUAAUAAUGUCAUUCUUUCGCAGUGAACCCAUGUCAUUGUGCCAAAUAGUCUUGCACACCGAAUCCGCCUUUAAUUGUCUAAUUGAAUUGGGUUAUGUGGGAAAAGUGCAAUUUCGUAAUAUUUAUGAUGGCAGCACGGUGGCAAAUAAUCUCUAUGCCACCGAGAUAAAAAGAUGCCACGAACUGAAACGUAUAAUUAGUUAUUUACAACAAGAAAUUGAAGAUUUAAACAUAAAAAUCGUUAUUUAUCCGGAUGUUGAUGAAGAUGAAAUACCGGAGGCAGAUGAUUUAAAAACGAUGGAAACAACGGUGCAGCAAUACUAUGAAGAAUUAACGCAAGUGGCGGGUAAUGUGGAUGUUUUUAAAAGGCAAAGUCGUCAGCUGUACGAACGUUUAGAGGUUUUGGAAAAGGCGGAUAUAUUUUUGGGUGCCCAGGGUGUAAGACCAGAGGCGAUAAUGGCCUGGUCGGAUAGUGUUAUAAGGCUGUUAUUGCAAAAUGAAUUGAAUGCUGAGGACGGAAAUGAGGGCGUACAUUUGUCCUUUUUUACGGGCACUAUAGCGGUGGAAAGAUUUCAGCCGUUCGAAACCAUGUUGUGGCGGGUUACUAGAGGUUAUUUCUUUAUAAAACAUGAAGAAAUGAAGCCUUUGGAUAAGGAAAAUUUUACAAGGAAAUAUGUUUUUAUGGUAUUUUUCUUGGGCUCAGAGUUAAGGAAAAAAAUUGCCAAAAUCUGUCAAGGUUUUGGUAUACAACUCUUUGAAUGUUCGGAAUCGCUGCAGGAGCGACGCCUAGAAGCUGAACAUAUAAAACAGGAAAUGCAAGAUUUAGAAGCAAUUAUAAAACGUAUUAAAACGCAUUGUUUUAACUUACUGCUCUUGGCCUCGGCCGAUAUUUAUAUCUGGCGCGUUAAGGUAGAUAAAAUGUUAAAGGUCUAUUACGUACUCAAUCGCAUGAGUCGUAUCAGACAUUUGCAUUUAGACAAAUAUCUACAGGCUGAAUGUUGGAUACCUACGCAUGAUGUGGAAAGUGUUAGAGUGGCUUUAUUGCAGGGCGCCCGACGUACCGCUAAAGAUAAUUCACGUUCUAUGUUUAUACCAUUGCUGAAUGAGCUUCAGAAACGAAAUCUAAUGGAUUUAGAUAAACCCACCUAUUUUGUAUUGAAUAAAUUUACUCAAGGUUUUCAAAAUCUUAUCGAUUCAUAUGGUAUAGCUCAAUAUCAGGAAUUGAAUCCGGCUCCCUAUACCAUUAUAACAUUUCCUUUUCUAUUUGCUGUUAUGUUUGGUGAUAUCGGUCAUGGUGUUAUAAUGUUUUUAUUUGGUUUAUGGAUGGUUUUAAAAGAGCAAAAAUUGGAGGAACAGAAUCGUUUUGCUGCGCAACAAAGUGAAAUUUGGAAUAUCCUAUUUGCGGGUCGUUAUAUUAUCUUACUAAUGGGUGCCUUUUCCAUUUACACGGGUUUUAUCUAUAAUGAUUGCUUCUCCAAGUCUUUUAAUAUAUUUGGUUCUUCUUGGCGGGCGGAUUUGAAUAAAACUACUGUUCUUCAUGCCCACUAUAUACAACUGGAUCCUUAUGAUCAACAACAAUAUCUGGGAACUCCCUAUGUUUUUGGCAUGGAUCCGGUAUGGGAUGCUUCGGGAGAAAAUGCUAUUAUUACUUUCAAUUCUUUAAAAAUGAAAUUGGCCAUUAUUUUAGGUGUGGCUCAAAUGUGUUUUGGCCUAAUCCUCUCGGCAUUUAAUCAUAUACAUAAAAAGGACUAUGUGGAUCUACUAUUGGUGUUUCUACCUCAACUGACUUUUCUCUUAAGCAUUUUUGCCUAUUUAGUAUUUUUAAUAUUUUUCAAAUGGUUGCAAUUUGGUGGCCACACCAAAACACCCUACAACUCGGCCUGUGCUCCCAGCAUAUUAAUUGUAUUCAUCAACAUGUUGCUAAUGAAAGGCCCCGAAGAGCCUCCGGUAGGUUGUGAAAUUUGGAUGUUUGACUUACAGCCUUAUUUACAAAUAGUUUUGCUUACCCUGGCCCUCAUUUGUAUACCGUUACUGUUGGCUGGUCGACCGGUUUAUUUCAUGAUACAAGAGAAAAAUUUACAAAAAAUCAAAAAUGAGGCUUUAAGGAAGACCAGGACUCUUAGUACCUUAACAAAUAUGAGAAAAUCUUUAGUCUACAACGUGGAAAGUUCUUUACAUCCGGUGAAAUCGGAAAUAGCUAAAAAGGAAGCGGCAGAGAGUAAAACAGAUUUAAGUGAAUUGUGGAUACAUUCGGGCAUUCAUUGCAUCGAAAGCAUAUUGGGCUCAGUCUCCCACACUGCCUCCUAUUUACGUUUGUGGGCUUUGUCAUUGGCCCACGAUCAACUAUCGACAGUUUUAUGGAAUAUGGUCUUAAAAAUUGGUUUAACUGGUCAGCGUGGCUAUUGGAAUAGUUUGGUCUUGUAUAUGGUGUUCAUUUUCUGGUCCAUUUUAACGGUGGCCAUAUUAGUGGUCAUGGAGGGUUUAUCAGCAUUUCUGCAUACCUUGCGUCUACACUGGGUAGAAUUUCAAUCGAAAUUUUAUGCUGGCAGUGGUGAGGUCUUUCAGCCCUUUCGUUUUGAAAAAAGUUCACCUCAUUAUGAAGAUUAAAAAUUUGCUUAAAAUAUUCUUCAAACUUCAAUUAUUUUAAAAACGAAAAUUAUUUCUCUUUUAACCGCCUCUAAAAUUGCCAACGUAUUUUCCAAACACUUCUACUUAAAGAAAAUUUCUUUGCUUUUACAAAAACAACAAAAUUUUAUAUAUAAAAGUAUUCAAGGUCAAUUUCUAUAGAUUUUUUUUCUUAUUUUAUUUUUAUUUCUUUGUAUAAGUUAAUUUGUGUGUGUAUC
Messenger RNA from Lucilia sericata (common green bottle fly), 2894 nucleotides. RefSeq names its product V-type proton ATPase 116 kDa subunit a-like. Bases 58 to 2658 code for a protein of 866 amino acids. Gene Ontology annotation, biological process: vacuolar acidification; proton transmembrane transport. The record is from RefSeq and is a predicted model, not a curated record. NCBI's taxonomy places the organism in Eukaryota, Metazoa, Arthropoda, Insecta, Diptera, Calliphoridae. The transcript is spliced from 2 exons. Gene Ontology annotation, molecular function: proton-transporting ATPase activity, rotational mechanism; ATPase binding. Gene Ontology annotation, cellular component: vacuolar proton-transporting V-type ATPase complex; vacuolar proton-transporting V-type ATPase, V0 domain; plasma membrane.